Messenger RNA from Aspergillus candidus, 423 nucleotides. RefSeq lists its product as uncharacterized. The record is from RefSeq and is a predicted model, not a curated record. The transcript is spliced from 3 exons. Bases 1 to 423 code for a protein of 140 amino acids. Lineage: Eukaryota; Fungi; Ascomycota; Eurotiomycetes; Eurotiales; Aspergillaceae. Gene Ontology annotation, molecular function: monooxygenase activity; iron ion binding; heme binding.
AUGGGGAUCGCGCGUUCGGCGGUCGAGGAACGGUUUGUGCCUGGUCAACCUGACCACGGCGAUAUGCUAGCGGCCUUCAAGCGCCAUGGUCUGGACAAAGACCAGGCUGAGUCUGAAGUGAUGCUCCAAAUCCUUGCGGGAGCGGACACCACUGCGACCGCACUACGAGCAACCAUACUCUAUAUCAUUUCGAAGCAGCAGGUGUUGCGCAGGAUUUUGGCCGAAUUUGGUGAACAUGGAAUCGAGAACCCGGGAACACCAUCUGAUACUGAAAUGGAGAUUUUGUCCUCUGAAAAGCUUCAACACCUGAGUUACUUGUAUGCGUGUAUUAGGGAAGAGGUCUUCGACCGAGACCCCCUGCCACCGGGUACCUCCAGAAAGAAGUGCCUCCGGAAGGAGAAACGCUCCCGGACGGACGAUUGA